AUGCGACGAUCCCUCCUCUUCUUCGCCCUUUUCGCCAUCACGAUCUGUGAGGACGAUAACAUCACCGAAAUCCGGGCGACACCACCAAUAAGCUCGAUCCCGUCGCUCCCCUCCCGCCCUCUGUUCAUCAAAUCCAACGAGCACACCAACGACCGGCUGCACUGCCCGGCCACCGAAGAUGCCGUGUCCACCUGUGAAUACUCCAACAUCAUCUACUUCUACGAGUGUUGCGGAAAGUUGGACAUGUAUUGCUGUAUGAAAUUCAGGGAAUGGUUCUGGCUGGCCGUGGUCAUUGCCGGCGGGCUUGGCGUGAUCGCCUUCCUUGGAUUUUGCAUUCGAUGCGUUUGCACGCGAGUACUCGCCCGCUCGAACAGCUACGACUUC
This is a messenger RNA of Mesorhabditis spiculigera, 384 nucleotides long. The record is from the annotation of a GenBank genome assembly. NCBI's taxonomy places the organism in Eukaryota, Metazoa, Nematoda, Chromadorea, Rhabditida, Rhabditidae.